Molecule: messenger RNA, 2296 nt
Organism: Beta vulgaris subsp. vulgaris (sugar beet)
Lineage: Eukaryota; Viridiplantae; Streptophyta; Magnoliopsida; Caryophyllales; Amaranthaceae
Exons: 10
Coding region: 395-1726 (443 amino acids)
Molecular function (GO): protein binding
Source: RefSeq, a predicted model, not a curated record
UUUCUGUUCAAUUUUAUGUGGGUAUUUAAUUUUGUUAGAUGGGUUUAUGAUUUCUUCAAUUUUGCUGUUAAUCAGAUGUGAAAUUUAUUGAGGUUUUUCCGAAAAAUCAUUUUGCAUUGUACAUCUGUUCAUUUUUGGCAAAAUUAAAAUUUUGCAUCUAUGAUUUUCAAUAAUACGGUGGAUGUAGAUCUCUAGAAGAUCUGGAAUGAUAUUAAUUUUAUGGGUUUGUUCUGUUAAUUGGUAAUUGGUAUUCACAUCUGUGAAAGACAAUUUUGGGUCUUUUUGCUGAUUUUGUCAACACUGAACUAGCUGGAGGAGAGAAGGAAGGUGUCAACUUGUAAGUUAGGGAUUGAAAAACAUAACAAAUUCAAAUUCACUGCUGAUUGGGCGAAUCAUGUCUGAACAACAAGUUGACGAAUUCGAUUACAUGGCCGAUGAACAUGAUGUGGCUGAUUUCAUUGAUGAAGUGGACGGGGAGUUUUAUGCCAGAGACGAUGGCAAUAUAGGAAUGGAAGAGUAUGAUUUGCUUUCUAAGGUGACUGAUACCUCAGCUGCCAGCGCCAGGAGAGGCAAAGACAUUCAGGGUAUUCCAUGGGAUAGAUUGAAUAUAACAAGAGAGAAAUACAGAUUAACUAGGCUGGAACAGUACAAGAAUUAUGAAAAUAUUCCAACUUCUGGGGAAUCCAUAGACAAGGAAUGGAAGUCAAAGGAGAAAGGUGGAAACUACUAUGAGUUCUUCUACAAUUCAAGAUUGGUCAAGCCUACGAUUCUACAUUUUCAGCUAAGAAAUCUUGUGUGGGCUACGUCAAAACAUGAUGUUUAUCUAAUGUCCAACUACCAAGUGAUGCAUUGGUCAUCAUUAACUCGAAAUUUGUCAGAGGUGGUCAAUUUUGCUGGACAUGUAUCCCCUUCUGAGAAACACAAAGGAAGUUUGCUUGAAGGUUUCACCCAAACUCAGAUUAGUACACUAGCAGUCAAAGACAAACUCAUGGUUGCAGGGGGGUUCCAAGGAGAAUUAGUAUGCAAGCGUCUUGAUAAACAUGGUAUCAGUUUCUGUGCCCGUACAACAUACGAUGAUAAUGCCAUCACCAAUGCAGUUGAGAUUUUUAACAGUCUGAGUGGUUGUUAUCAUUUCUUGGCAUCAAAUAAUGAUUGUGGAAUACGGCUGUAUGAUAUGGAGAGAUUUCAACACCUGAACCACUUCCGUUUUCCUUGGCCAGUAAAUCAUACAUCCAUUAGCCCAGAUCGGAGGCUCAUUGCUGUUGUAGGUGAUCAUGUCGAUGGUUUGCUUGUUGAUUCACAAAGUGGAAAGGUUGUCUCCACAGUGGAAGGUCAUCGUGAUUAUUCCUUUGCUACAGCUUGGCAUCCAGACGGCCGUGUUUUUGCCACCGGCAAUCAAGACAAGACAUGCCGGGUUUGGGAUGUGAGGAAGCUUUCAGAAUCAGUAGCAGUUUUGAAAGGAAACUUGGGUGCAACCCGAUCCAUUCGAUUCUCAUCAGAUGGUAAUUUCAUGGUGGCUGCUGAACCAGCUGAUUUUGUCCAUGUAUACAGUACAAAAGCAAAUUACGAGAAGCGACAGGAGAUUGAUUUCUUCGGGGAGAUAUCCGGAGUAUCUUUGAGCCCUGAUGACGAGUGUUUAUACAUAGGAAUAUGGGACAGGACCUACGCGAGCUUAUUACAGUACAACAGAAAACACGCGUACCAAUACCUGGAUUCGUUCAUCUGAAUGACAGAAAAACUGCUCAAUAUUUAUCAGCAAGGGGUUUGAAGAUUGUGCUUAAAAGGUUUUCUCAAAGAAAAAGGUUACUCAUAGAAUAUAUCCUGUACCGAACAAGAGAGGAGAGAAUGGCUGCGCCCACUCGAAACCGAAAUUACAAAAUCGCCGCUCUCUCUUUGUUCAUGUAGAGAAAAGUGUUCUUGUUGUUAGUAGUCUUAACUCUUUGUGAAAGUAUGGAUCUUUUGUCAUGAAAUAGGUUACCAUUUAGAAUAAAAGCAGUUGGAGAUAAUGCUAGUAAACUAGUUGAGUGUACCUUGUAGAUGUGUACACUGUACAGUGAGGUAUGCUAUGAUAGUAUGAUAGGUUUUAAGUUUCUACAUUUUCCUUCUAUUUUUAUUUUUAUUCUUGUAAACCCCUUUUCCCUUCUUUUUUUUUUUGGAAAGAAAAAUAUGUUUGGGGUUUGGGCUGUUUUUCGAUAUCGAUUUCGCUUAAUGUAAAGUAUCAGUGUAGCAGUGUCUGGACUUGAGUCUGUGGAAGUGAACAUUACAUCUUUCAGAAAAAUCUGAACUCCCUCUUCAA